Molecule: messenger RNA, 4286 nt
Organism: Eubalaena glacialis (North Atlantic right whale)
Lineage: Eukaryota; Metazoa; Chordata; Mammalia; Artiodactyla; Balaenidae
Gene: LRIG2
Product: leucine rich repeats and immunoglobulin like domains 2
Exons: 18
Coding region: 215-3412 (1065 amino acids)
Molecular function (GO): protein binding
Source: RefSeq, a predicted model, not a curated record
GCGGGGCGGAGGAGCGUUUUCUGUAGGGCCUCAGCCCUGUGUUCUCGGCCACCGCCCCCGCUGCUGCCCCGUAUCCGCCCCUCGCCUGCCUUUAGAGGGUACAGGCGACAGCAGUUUCUCUAGGUGGUCGAACAGCCGCCAAACGUCUCCGUCGAGCUGCCUUUUCUAGCUGGCGGCUCUUCUGGGCUGGGUCCAGGUCGGGGGGUGGGGAAAAAUGGCGCCGGCGCCCCAAGGCGUCCGGGAGGAGCCGCUGCUGGAGUGUGGGUCCGGACUGCUUUCCCGGCUGCUCUUCCUCGCCCAGGCAGUCCUCCUCCUGCUGCCGGCCGCCCGGGCAGGCCUCUGCCCCGCGCUCUGCUCCUGCCGCAUCCCUCUGUUGGAUUGCAGUCGCAGGAAACUGCCAGCGCCCAGCUGGAGGGCGCUGUCGAGCUCGCUGCCCCCCGACGCCGUCAGCCUGGAUUUGAGUCAUAAUCGGCUGUCUAACUGGAACAUCAGCUUGGAAUCUCAAACAUUACAAGAAGUGAAAAUGAAUUAUAAUGAGCUAACUGAAAUCCCAUAUUUUGGAGAACCAACCACUAAUAUUACUCUUCUCUCUUUAGUCCAUAAUAUAAUCCCAGAAAUAAACGCAGAAGCGUUCCAGUUUUACCCUGCUCUCGAGAGUUUAGAUCUCAGCUCAAAUAUAAUAUCAGAAGUCAAGACAUCUUCAUUUCCUCGAAUGCAGCUUAAAUACCUGAAUUUGAGCAAUAAUAGGAUAACCAUCUUGGAGACUGGUUGCUUCGAUAAUUUGUCAAGUUCCUUAUUAGUGGUAAAGUUAAACAGGAACAGAAUUAGCAUGAUUCCACCCAAGAUCUUCAGGCUACCUCACCUCCAAUUCUUGGAACUUAAAAGAAACAGGAUUAAAGUUGUGGAAGGUCUCACAUUCCAAGGUCUAGACUCCUUAAGAUCUUUGAAAAUGCAGCGGAAUGGAAUUAGCAAACUCAAGGAUGGAGCUUUUUUUGGCUUGGAUAACAUGGAAGAAUUAGAACUGGAGCAUAAUAACCUUACAGAAGUGAACAAGGGGUGGUUGUAUGGCUUGCGAAUGUUACAACAGCUCUAUGUGAGCCAGAAUGCUGUUGAAAGAAUCAGCCCUGAUGCAUGGGAGUUCUGCCAAAGACUGUCUGAACUUGAUUUGUCCUAUAACCAGUUGACCCGCCUGGAUGAAUCUGCCUUUGUGGGUCUGAGCUUACUGGAGAGAUUGAACUUAGGGGACAACAGGGUCACUCACAUUGCUGAUGGUGUAUUUAGGUUUCUUUCCAAUCUUCAGACACUAAACUUAAGAAACAAUGAAAUUUCAUGGGCCAUAGAAGAUGCUAGUGAAGCCUUUGCUGGACUCACAAGUCUCACUAAAUUAAUCUUACAAGGAAAUCAGAUUAAGUCAAUUACAAAGAAAGCAUUCAUUGGUCUUGAAUCCCUUGAGCAUCUAGAUUUGAACAACAAUGCUAUAAUGUCUAUCCAAGAAAAUGCUUUUUCCCAGACUCGCUUGAAAGAACUAAUUCUGAACACAAGCAGUUUGCUCUGUGACUGCCAUUUGAAGUGGUUGCUUCAGUGGCUGGUUGAUAAUAACUUUCAACAUUCUGUGAAUGUAAGCUGUGCACACCCUGAAUGGCUAGCAGGGCAAAGCAUCCUGAAUGUGGAUCUGAAAGAUUUUGUCUGUGAUGAUUUUCUCAAGCCGCAGAUAAGAACCCAUCCUGAAACCACAGUUGCUCUAAGAAGCAUGAACGUGACUCUGACAUGCACUGCAGUGAGCAGCAGUGAUUCACCCAUGUCUACUGUGUGGCGCAAAGACAGCGAAAUCUUGUAUGAUGCUGAUAUUGAGAAUUUUGUUCGUUAUCAGCAACAAGCUGGAGAAGCUCUGGAAUACACUAGUGUCUUACAUCUUUUCAAUGUAAAUUUCACAGAUGAAGGAAAAUAUCAGUGUAUUAUUACUAAUCACUUUGGUUCUAACUAUUCUCAUAAAGCCAAACUGACUGUGAAUGAGAUGCCAUCUUUUCUGAAAACUCCAAUGGAUCUAACUAUUCGCACUGGUGCCAUGGCCAGAUUAGAAUGUGCUGCAGAGGGGCACCCUGCACCUCAGAUUUCCUGGCAGAAAGAUGGUGGUACUGACUUUCCUGCGGCUCGAGAGAGACGCAUGCAUGUCAUGCCUGAGGAUGAUGUCUUCUUCAUUGCAAAUGUGAAAAUAGAAGACAUGGGGAUCUAUAGCUGCAUGGCACAGAACAUAGCAGGCGGCCUCUCAGCAAAUGCUUCAUUAAUCGUGUUAGAGACACCCUCAUUUAUUAGACCGCUGGAGGACAAGACAGUAACCCGAGGUGAAACUGCAGUAUUACAGUGCAUAGCUGGAGGGAGUCCUGCCCCUCGCCUCAACUGGACCAAAGAUGAUGGACCACUGCUGGUGACAGAACGGCACUUCUUUGCUGCAGCCAACCAGCUUCUCAUCAUUGUAGAUGCUGGGCUAGAAGAUGCUGGGAAAUAUACGUGCAUUAUGUCCAACACCCUUGGGACAGAACGUGGUCACAUUUACCUAAAUGUGAUUUCAACCCCCAAUUGUGACUCUUCCCAGAGUAGCAUUGGGCAUGAAGACGAUGGGUGGACCACAGUUGGCAUUGUCAUCAUUGUUGUGGUCUGCUGUGUUGUGGGUACCUCUUUGAUCUGGGUCAUUGUUAUUUACCACAUGAGAAGGAAAAAUGAAGACUAUAGUAUCACGAACACAGACGAGCUCAAUCUGCCUGCAGACAUUCCCAGCUACUUGUCUUCCCAAGGAACACUGUCUGAGCCACAGGAAGGCUACAGCAACUCUGAGGCAGGCAGUCAUCAGCAACUUAUGCCUCCUGCCAAUGGAUAUUUACACAAAGGCGCUGACGGUGGCACUGGCACCCGGGUUAUCUGCUCAGAUUGUUAUGACAAUGCUAACAUCUACUCCCGGACCCGAGAAUACUGUCCGUACACCUACAUUGCUGAAGAGGAUGUUCUAGAUCAGACACUGUCCAGCCUUAUGGUCCAGAUGCCCAAAGAGACUUAUUUGGCACAUCUUCCCCAAGAUGCCACCACCCUGGAGAGCCUGGUAUCAUCAGCAGAUAGAGAGAUGUCUGCCUUUCCCACCAACCAUGAGAGGAUAAAUGAGAAGAAACUUUCCUCCACACAGAAGAGCAGUGAACCCUUGCAGCGGCCUCUGUGGAACAUAAACAAAGAACCAGGUAUGCCUCGUCCUCCUUUAUCGCAGCAGUCAGUCUUUGAGUCACCACAACUCCAUCAAAACGAGGGCCUGGCAGAGAGUGAUCCAGACUGUUCCACUUCUCCCAUGCCCUGUCACAGGUUACACGACCACACUUUUGAUUUUAGUAGGACUCGGAACAUUCAAGAUGGCAGUGAGGGCACAUGAAACUCACUCCAGAAUGAAAUCUGGGCAGACUCAAAUUAGUUGAUUUUGUAUUUACUACCUCAGAGUUCGGAAGAAACCCCAAAGUCAGCAUUUGCUUUGCUCUUUGUCUACAAUUACAUCUGACCACAUCAAGGGGGGCCAGACAUUUGUCUGGGCUUAUACUUGACGAAGAAAGGGUAAUGGCUGACAGAAAUGGGUACAUCUAAUAGAAAAUGUGCAACACAGGCGGAGGAAGGUAGAGGACAGAGUGCUGUCUUAUGGUUCUACUGGGAUGUGCCCAGGUGCGCAUUGCCUGUUAGGGAGAGUCUCUUUGCUGCUUAACACCCUGGAUUGUCUCAACCUACAGAAUGAUCCUGAGUAAACAACGCUGUUCUAUUUUGCCUUCCAAGGAACAAAAAUAACUUUGGAGCCCCCCGGGAAGUGUGCCUGGGAUUCUGCAGUGGUUUUAAUCCUAUAGUUGAGAGUGGGGCUUUGAUAUUCAAGGUCUUCGACAAGAAUCCCAGACUUGACCAAUUAUUACCAGGUCGAGGGUUUUGUAUUCUUGUGAAUCUCUCUCUUUCUCUCUCUCUCUCUUUUUUUUUUUUUGGUCCCUAUCGCCCAGGGAUCUCACUGUAUAUAUAUGUGCAUUUAUAAAUAAUUUUUGUAUUCAUUGGUCAUAUGUGUUGCAAUGUAAAUAUUUUUGAUAUGCCAAAAUUAUAUAUAAUAUUCAGUUAUAAUAUUGACAGCAGCUUCUCAGACCACAGAUUUUGUACAACUUGGUUUAGUGAAUCCAAAGACUUUGUUUAAAGUUUUAAAUACAUAUUUGUUAAGAAGUAUAAGUAUAGAAGCAGGGUACCUAGUGAUUGUGUACACACAAACACAAUCUUGGUGUAAU